GUCCUGUGUCGAGAAGCUAUUCCCUGGCUGGGAACCCGAGAUCUACAAUUACCAGCAGACCCACAGCUCUGUGAGUCAGUCAAGAAAAGCACAGCAUUCAACACGCACCAACUAUCUGCCUAAGUGGUGCCAAUCUCUACAGCAAAUGUCGUGGACCAAGAGAAACGACAAGAGCGGUAAGAAGACGCCCGACAGGCGUUAUUUCGGAGAGUACAAGUGUUCACAAUGUAGUCGCACUUGGAAAAGUGCCAACAGCUUCGUCAACUUCGGUCAGAUGUGCAAAUCAUGCAACACCAUGAUUUACGCUCACAACAUGAAGCCGCUGAAGCGACCUGAAGAUUCGGACGACGGCACCCCAGAAAAAUCACACCCGAAACAUCUCUGCGAGCUUUGCAGAAAGGGAUACAAGAAGUGUUUUGCAAAGGAAGGACAAAACUUGCGAGCUGGCUACUUAGAAUUUAACAUAGAGUCAGAAUUCUGUUAGCCGAAUGAGCUAGAUGGGCUGCUUGGGCAGCAGCAUGUGUAGGGGUUGGGGUUUUCAGGGAAAACUGUCUAGAGUCGCCCUAAUUUGACGUUGUUAUUGUUAUGUUAGAGUCAAUAAUAUAAUGUAGAUUGCAUUUGCAAC
Messenger RNA from Corticium candelabrum, 625 nucleotides. RefSeq names its product zinc finger CCHC domain-containing protein 24-like. The record is from RefSeq and is a predicted model, not a curated record. NCBI's taxonomy places the organism in Eukaryota, Metazoa, Porifera, Homoscleromorpha, Homosclerophorida, Plakinidae. The coding region runs from base 146 to 484 and encodes 112 amino acids. The transcript has 4 exons.